Molossus molossus (Pallas's mastiff bat) is the source of this 2931-nucleotide messenger RNA. RefSeq names its product cholinergic receptor nicotinic delta subunit (gene CHRND). The transcript is spliced from 12 exons. NCBI's taxonomy places the organism in Eukaryota, Metazoa, Chordata, Mammalia, Chiroptera, Molossidae. Gene Ontology annotation, cellular component: neuron projection; synapse; postsynaptic membrane. Gene Ontology annotation, biological process: monoatomic ion transmembrane transport; regulation of membrane potential; signal transduction. Gene Ontology annotation, molecular function: acetylcholine-gated monoatomic cation-selective channel activity; transmembrane signaling receptor activity. The coding region runs from base 51 to 1607 and encodes 518 amino acids. The record is from RefSeq and is a predicted model, not a curated record.
CAGCCCCGGGGACAGGAGGAACAGAAGCGGGACCUAGUUGGAGAGACAGGAUGGAGGGGCCUGUGUUAACACUGGGGCUGCUGGCCACCCUGGUCGUGUGUGGCAGCUGGGGUCUAAAUGAGGAGGAGCGGCUGAUCCGGUACCUGUUUAAGGAGAAGAGCUACAACAAGGAGCUCCGGCCCGCCGCUCGCAAAGAGGACAGCGUGGAGGUCUCGCUGGCCCUCACCCUCUCCAACCUCAUCUCCCUGAAAGAAGUGGAGGAGACUCUCACCACUAAUGUGUGGAUUGAACACGGCUGGACGGACAGCCGGCUGCAGUGGGACGCCAAGGACUUUGGGAACAUCAGCGUCCUGCGCCUGCCCCCUGACAUGCUGUGGCUCCCCGAGAUUGUGCUGGAGAACAACAAUGACGGCUCCUUCCAGAUUUCCUACUCCUGCAACGUGCUCAUCUAUCCUUCGGGCUCCGUGUACUGGCUGCCCCCUGCCAUCUUCCGCUCUUCUUGUCCCAUCUCCGUCACUUACUUCCCCUUCGACUGGCAGAACUGCUCCCUCAAGUUCAGCUCGCUCAAGUACACAGCCAAGGAGAUCACCCUGAGCCUGAAGCAGGAGGAAGAAGAAGACGGCCGCUCGUACCCUGUGGAGUGGAUCAUCAUUGACCCCGAGGGCUUCACAGAGAACGGGGAGUGGGAGAUAGUGCACCGACCAGCCAGGAUCAACGUGGACCCCAGUGCCCCGCUGGACAGUCCCAGCCGCCAGGACAUCACCUUCUACCUCAUCAUUCGCCGCAAGCCACUCUUCUACAUCAUCAACAUCCUGGUGCCCUGCGUGCUCAUCUCCUUCAUGAUCAACCUGGUCUUCUACCUGCCAGCUGAUUGUGGUGAGAAGACGUCGAUGGCCAUCUCAGUGCUGCUCGCACAGUCUGUCUUCCUGCUGCUCAUCUCCAAGCGGCUGCCCCCCACGUCCAUAGCCGUCCCCCUCAUCGGCAAGUUCCUGCUCUUUGGCAUGAUACUGGUGACCAUGGUCGUGGUGAUCUGUGUCAUCGUGCUCAACAUCCACUUCCGCACACCCAGCACCCAUGUGCUCUCCGACGGGGUCAAGAAGCUUUUCCUAGACACCCUGCCCAGACUCCUACACAUGUCCCUCCCAGAGGAGGACGGACUGGGCCCUGGGGCCCUCGUCCGGAGGAGCAGCUCCCUGGGUUACAUCUCCAAGGCCGAGGAGUACUUCUCGCUCAAGUCCCGAAGUGACCUCAUGUUCGAGAAGCAGUCAGAGCGGCAUGGGCUGGCCCGGCGCCUCACCACAGCACGCCGGCCCCCAGCAGGCUCUGAGCAGGCCCAGCAGGAGCUCUUCAGUGAGCUGAAGCCAGCUGUGGAUGGGGCCAACUUCAUCGUCAGCCACAUGAGGGACCAGAACAAUUACAACGAGGAGAAGGACUGCUGGAACCGGGUGGCCUGCACAGUGGACCGACUCUGCCUGUUUGUGGUGACUCCCGUCAUGGUGGUGGGCACGGCCUGGAUCUUCCUGCAGGGCGCCUACAACCAGCCCCCGCCCCAGCCUUUCCCUGGGGACCCCUUCUCCUACCUGGAGCAGGACAGGCGCUUCAUCUAGAGUGGGCCCACCCUGCCCGGCCUGGCCCGCUCCCAGGGCAGCUUCGGUGGGGCUUUUGGCCUGAAAGGGACAGGCUUCGGGGGUGGCAGGAAGCUGUGUGGACAGGGGUGCCUGAGAAAGGACAAGCUCUCCCUAGGGAGGCAGCUCCUGGCCGAGACUUGAGCCCAGCUGGUCCUGCAAGGCUGGGUGGAGGGGAGCCGGGCCUCCGGAGACCAAGCAACGGAGGGGAAGCCCCGCUCCUCGAUAAAGACGGCGCCACCGAGAACGUCUGAGGGUGGACACUGGCUGGCGAGUGGGGCAGGGCGCUAUGCGGGAGCCGGGGCCGGGGGCCGGGCUCAAGGGCCAAGGAGAAUGCCACUCAGGCUGGCCUUGUGAGACCCCUCUGUGAGAAGGACAGAGGCUCUUUUUGCCUCCCCCUCCCCCAGGUUGGGGCAGAGCAGGUGGGCUCCUGGGCCCUCACUUCCUGAUUCCCCAAGCUACCCUGUUCCUGCCAACCCCUCAGCCCUGGGCUCUGAGCCCCACCUGGGGCUUCCCUCUGCAGACCCCUUGGGGCAGGAGGUCCUGGGCGGGGUGGGAGCCCUUUCGCCUUGGCCACUCUGUCUGGUCCCUGGGGGAGCAGCCACAGAGGCCAGAGGUCAGCCCGUCACCCUCAGCUCACAUGGGUCACCGUGGGGCCCAGAACUCAGCCCUCCCCCAGCAGUGUCCCCUCUUGCUCACCUUCUCCAGAGUAGGGUUGCCAGGCAGGAUUUGGGACAUACUUCCAUGGAAAAACCAUUCACAUUUAUCUGAAAUUCAAAUUUAACUGUGCAUUUUCUAUAUUUAUUUGCUAAAACUGGCCACUCUACCCCAAAGUGAGCUCCCACUAAUCUUAUCCCAAGGGUGGAAGCCCGAGGCUGGAGGAACUGAGGUUCUGUGAGGUACCCCACCUCCAGGGUGGCGCCAGUGAUCCCUACCUCCUAUCUUCAUGCCCCCGUGUAGUGCCCUCCACACCAUGCCAGGAUUGGUCUGUGUGACCAGUAGAAUGACAGCGAUGGUAUGUCACUUCCCCUGCUAGUCGUAGACGACAUUGCUGCGCCCCCCCACCCCGCUCUUCUCUCGCUCCUUCGCGCUCACUCUCCCGUGGGGAAGCCAGGAGGCAGGACGGACACCCAGUGGGAGCCCCACGAGGCCAGGAACUGAGGCCUCCUGCCAACAGCAUGGGAGUGAACUUGGAAGUGGAUCCUCCAGCCCCAGCAGGACCUUCGGAUGAGAUCACAGCCCCAUGACAGCCCCUAAUCCAGAACCACCCCACUGAGGUGCUCCUGGAUUCCUGAGCCCCAAAACU